Rhipicephalus sanguineus (brown dog tick) is the source of this 4161-nucleotide messenger RNA. RefSeq lists its product as uncharacterized. The transcript has 3 exons. Lineage: Eukaryota; Metazoa; Arthropoda; Arachnida; Ixodida; Ixodidae. The record is from RefSeq and is a predicted model, not a curated record. The coding region runs from base 1 to 4161 and encodes 1386 amino acids. Gene Ontology annotation, molecular function: nucleic acid binding; catalytic activity; zinc ion binding.
AUGCCCGAAGUAGAGAUGGUGGAAGGAGAGGAAAUCUCUCACGAAGAAGCCAAUCGCCCGGGUUGGACGACAGCACUGGGCAGGAACAAGAAAGCUCGUGUAGAAACGCCAGUUUCGGCGGGCAACGCAUCACAUGUGGGCUCGAAGGGAGGCCGCCGCACGGCAACCCCGCAAGGUGCAAUGAAGCGCCUCGCAGCUGCAUCGAGGCUCCCCCGGCUGCCGAGGGACCACAUACGAAUUAUCGUCAGGCCGAGGGACGGACUUGACGUCAGAAAAGUAAGCCAAAUUAGGCUCGCCCAGGCUAUUGCCAUGGCGGCUGCUCUUGCCCCGGCAGAGACCGAGGGGGACAUCGUUUGCCCAAACAUCGCACAGAACAUUCUCGUAGUUUCUACUCCGGAGAAGAAGAACGCAAACGCCUACGCCGCGAUCCAACAGAUUCGGAUAAGCGAAGGAAUGUACCAUGUGGCGGCAUAUAUCGCGGCCCCCGAUAACACCUGCAAAGGAGUCAUACGAGGAGUGGACACUGACAUUAGCGAGGCCCAGCUCCAAACAAUGAUCGUCAACCAGCGAAAUCCGAAGGCCCUAGAAGCCAAAAGGAUCAAGAACACCACCACGGUGGUAGUGCUUUUCGACGGCAUGAAGGUACCAAACUACGUCAUGUGCGGCGUCAGCUUGCUGCGCUGCACGCUCUACAAGCGCCAAACCGACGUGUGCUACGCGUGUGGAGGCCUUGGACACAGGGCCGAUGUUUGCCCCAACCCCAACAAGAGGGUGUGCAGGGGCUGUGGGCUCGUCUCCCCACCCGACGAUCACCAGUGCUCGCCGAAAUGUGCCCUUUGCGGAGGACCACAUCCCACGGCGGACAGAAUGUGCAAAGAACGCUUUCAAGUGCCUUACGUCGUGCGACGGAGAAGACGACGGCGCCGACAGCGCGCCAAAAAGUCUCAGCAACAGCUGGCCGAAGAGGACCGGUCAAGGGAUUCCAGCGUGGCAAGUGCUCCCAGGCAGGGGCGUUCCGUCACGCCAGCUGGCCGCCGGCGCGGCCGCUCCAGGGGCCGCGCUCGCACCAAAGGGCGCUCUUGCUCCCGGGCGCGAUUCCAGGAGGUACCUACCUGGGCGGAUCGAGCCAAGCCGAAGCCAGCGGCGCCGCCACCAGAGGUAACGCAGGUACCAUUGCCAGAGCACAGGGAAGACCCCAGGGUAGCUAAGUUGAUCCAAGAGAAUGCGUGCCUUAAGGCAGAGAUUCAACAGCUGAGGGCUGACCUUGAGUCGUUCCGCAAACAUUGCUCCUCGCAGGGUGAGAGACAGCAGAUGCCCCCACCAGGGGACGCGCAGGCGCGCUCGGGUAAACGUAGGGCCUCACCCCCCCAAGGGGAGUGGGACGCUAUGGAGACCGAAUCCAACAGCAAGGCUCUGGAAAGCAUGCAGCAGUCGAUUAAACAACUGGCUGAUAGCAUGACUACCCUACUCAAAAGGGUGUCGUCUCUUGAAAGUACACAGGCAGCGCUAGCUACGGGUAGCUCGCCUCCGAAGGGCCCGAACAGGGCACAGUCGCCUGCAGGCGCGCUUGGCAACAGCAAGGCUGAGGUCAUUAUCCUCGAAAUAAUCCCCAACAACUGGCUCAAGAACAGCGUAUUCCUCCUGAAUGUUUACAGCUCGCCGUCGGACAAGCGGCAGGCGUUUGCUUCGAUCAUGGCAAAAGCGGUGGCUCUGGCCAGGGGGGCCCCCAUCGUGGUAGCGGGAGACUUUAAUGCUCCGCACGACGCUUGGGGCUACCCUAGGCAAUCCCCCAAGGGCAACAACCUCCUAAAGGCUGUAUCGAACUGUUCUAUGGAAUUGAUUACGGAUCCGCAAUACCCGACGAGAACUGGCACAUCGGUUGUCCGAGACACAACUCCGGACUUGGCGUUCGUCAAGAACGUCGCCGGAGCAGGGUGGCAAAAUUUGCAAGAGAAUCUAGGUAGCGACCACUUCAUAGUGGCUAUUACCCUAGCAGUCAAUGCAGCUCCCCCCAGGGAAUUUAAAGUAACGGACUGGGAUGCCUUUCGUAAAUUGCGGAAGGAGGACCAAGAUGAAUAUGACAGCUUAGACAGCCUCUUUGCAAAGCUCAAGGAGGAUGCUAAUGCUGCGACCAAGGUUGUCAAAACGGACCUGAGGGUUGAUCGGAUGGAUGCACGUCUCGCGCAUCUCUUAGAGGCAAAGAAUUCCAUCCUGUCCCGAUGGAGGACGCAAAGGCUCAAUCGCAGACUUCGAAAGAAAAUUGCGGAACUCAAUCGCGAGAUCGAGGCGUACUCUAUUGAACUCUCCAAACAGCAGUGGAAUGAAGUAUGUUCUUCGGUUGACGGACAGAUGAGAGUGGGGGCCAAAUGGAACCUCCUCAAACACUUACUUGAUGAGUCACAGUCGAAGGGAAAUCAGAGAUUGGCUAUUGACAGAAUCGUUCACAACCAAAAAGCAAAGGGAAUGUCCGAAAAGGCCCUUCUGAAGAGGUUAGCGGACAGCUAUCUUCCGCUGGGCCCUUCCGGCAGUGCGGAUUAUCCGCAUUACAGGGGUGGAACGGUGGAGGAGCUGGACGCUCCUUUCACUGAAGCAGAAAUUUGGGCGGUCCUCCACGAGCUCAACGGACGCUCUGCACCGGGCCCGGAUGGAAUCUCAAAUAAGCUCUUACGUAACUUGGAUGGCAAAUCCGUCGAGAAGCUUACCGAGGAAGUCAACAAAAUCUGGGAGACGGGGCACGUACCCGAAUCCUGGAAGACAGCUUCGGUAGCGCUCAUCCCAAAGCCAGGCAAGCCUCUAGCGCUGGAGAACAUGCGACCCAUCUCGCUUACGUCCUGCGUGGGCAAGGUGGCCGAACAUGCAAUCCACCAUCGGGUAUCCGAGUACAUAGAAAGCAAAGAGCUAUUUCCACAGAAUAUGGUAGGAUUCAGACCUGCACUAUCCACACAGGACGUCAUGCUCCUUAUAAAGAGACAAAUCAUUGACAACAACACUAGGGAUACUAGAGGCAUACUAGCUCUAGACCUGGCCAAAGCUUUUGAUAAUAUAUCGCACAAGUUUGUGCUUGAGGCAAUUUCGGAUAUGGGUCUAGGACAACGGUUCCAUGCAUACGUUAGCUCCUUUCUCAGGGAUCGCAGGGCUACCAUUAGAAUCGGUCAAAUCCAAUCCGCAGAAUUUACCUUGGGAGCGAGAGGUACCCCACAGGGGGCAGUUAUCUCUCCUCUACUCUUCAAUAUUGCCAUGAAGGGCCUCUCGGAGCGACUCGCUACGGUGCGCGGAGUUAACCAUGCUCUGUACGCGGACGAUAUCACCGUGUGGUGCAUGGGAGGGUCCGACGCCGGGGUAGAGCAGGCCCUUCAAGAGGCACUAGACAUCACAGAGAACUUUCUAGUCGGUUCGGGCCUGAGCCUGUCAUCGGCCAAGUCUGAGUUAUUACUAUACAGACCCACCCGACAAGGGCUGAGGAACCUCACUCCUUUAGAACAGAUUCCCAUAGCUUUACACACACGGGCUGGGCAGAAAAUACCCAGGGUGGACUCCAUCAGGGUCCUCGGACUCCUGCUAGAGUCCAAGGGGGGCAACUCACGGACUAUAGCCCGCAUCACCUCCAAGACGGAGAACAUGCUUAGGCUCAUACUCAGGGUUUCGAACCGCAGGGGUGGGCUGAGCGAGAGCAAUCUCCUUCGGCUCUAUCAUGCAUUUCUCAUGAGCCACAUUAAUUAUGUCGCUUCGGCGUUGCACUGGUCCAAAAGGGAAGAGGCAAAAAUUGAUACACUAAUGCGCAAAAGCAUAAAGCGAGUUCUAGGCUUGCCUAUCCACACCAGUACCGAGAAGCUCCUACAAUUGGGCAUACAUAACUCCCUCUCGGAGGUGAUCGAGGCCCAGCAGAUGGCUCAGGUCGUGCGACUAUCGUCCUCGCGGGCUGGUAGGCGCAUCCUGGAGUCCAUAGGCUGCGCUCCGACGGAGACUACCCAGCGUAAUGUGACACUACCACCUUUGAUCAGAGGCACGUUUCUGGCUACACCCGAACGUUGUCCCGACUGCGACGAAGAUACUACUGGCCCAAACUACCUGCUGCUGUGGAACAUCACGUCCAGACUUGUGCUGACUGCCAAAGACGCAAAGCGCCACCCGGUAAACCAGCGGGCCUAUUACAUUCUGUAG